Bolinopsis microptera is the source of this 3606-nucleotide messenger RNA. RefSeq names its product serine/threonine-protein kinase unc-51-like. NCBI's taxonomy places the organism in Eukaryota, Metazoa, Ctenophora, Tentaculata, Lobata, Bolinopsidae. Gene Ontology annotation, biological process: autophagy of mitochondrion; peptidyl-serine phosphorylation; reticulophagy. The transcript has 17 exons. The coding region runs from base 135 to 2477 and encodes 780 amino acids. Gene Ontology annotation, molecular function: protein serine/threonine kinase activity; ATP binding. Gene Ontology annotation, cellular component: cytosol; phagophore assembly site; autophagosome. The record is from RefSeq and is a predicted model, not a curated record.
AGACAUGGAAUUUCAGCAACAAUACAAAAGAUUUUAAGGGAUAAAGAUUUUAGUAUGAAUCCAUCACAAUGAGUUAAAAGUGAUGCUCAUUAACACUGAUAUAAACAACCUUUUAACACAGGUUACUCAAAGUGAUGACAAGUGGAGCCCGUCACACAGUGGAACAUGUAGGCCAAUACGAGUAUGACAAGACAAACAUACUGGGCCACGGUGCUUUUGCCGUUGUCUACCGGGGCAUCAACUGUGUGACACCUACCCAGAAUGUGGCAGUGAAAUGCAUCAGUAAAAAACAGAAGUCCAGCAAACUAAUUAGCGCUGAGGAGAUCAACAUUCUAAAGGAGGUGACCCAUGAUAACAUUGUACAGCUGUACGACUUCAAGGAGACGGACAAGUCGCUGAUAAUGGUUAUGGAGUUCUGUAACGGGGGAGACUUGGCAGAAUACCUCAGAGAUAAAGGCACUCUGUCUGAGCUGACCCUCUCUCUCUUCAUUAGACAACUUGGUGAUGCUAUGCUGGCUAUCCACAAGAUGGGUGUGAUGCACAGGGAUCUGAAACCAGGGAACAUUCUUCUAACUCACUCCUCUUCUCUCAGCCUCAUCCAGCCUCGUGACAUCAAGUUGAAGAUAGCAGACUUUGGAUUCGCCCGUUUUCUGAACGAUGAGGAUAUGGCAGCAACUCUCUGUGGUAGCCCAAUAUACAUGGCCCCGGAGGUGCUAAUGGGGUUGCAGUACGACGGAAGGGUUGACUUGUGGAGUUUGGGAACUAUAAUUUACCAGUGUUUGACCGGUAAAGCUCCCUUUAAAGCUAACAACCCUUACUCGCUCCGUAACUUCUACGAGAAGUCUCCUGAACUUGUCCCAGCGAUUCCUAAACAGACUUCUCCGUCACUCACCGAUCUCAUACUCUCGCUCCUUCAAAAGGAUCCCAGCAAAAGGCUAACUUUCGAGGACCUCGUGAAGCACAGAUUCCUGGACCCCGGUCAGCCAAGUAAUGUUAUUCCGGUUUCCAGCCGGAGCCCCAGGGCGUCCCCCAGCUCCUCGCCCUCCCACCCCACCUCCCGUAGUCCUAACAGUAUCUCCUCUAAUAAACUUGCCUCCAUGCAGAGGAUGAGACGUAACACGACCCCACCCAGACCAGCUGUUGAGAUACCUAUCAGAACGCCUCAUACUGUUCCAGGGGUAUCUGAAGACGUGUUUGGAUCACCAGAUGUAGACAGCGAAGGUUUCAUCUUAGUAAACACUCAGACUAAAACAACUCCCUCCAAACUAAAAUCAAUAGAAUCCUCCUUCAUGCAAAAAUCGCAAGCAAUCUCAUCCUCAGUGAAAACUACGGCCAUGGCCACCCCAAUCAAACACACCUACUCACAAGAACACCUAGCAGACAUUUCACCCUCGCCUCGCAGCAGGCAGUCUCCCAUCGCUCAGAAACUGGAAGAAGACAAAAUCCUGGAAACUCCUCAUUAUAAUAUGAGAGACGCUCCUCGCAGGUUGUCCUCAGGAAGCAGGAAUAUUUCUGCCCCUAACUUCUUCCAGAAGAAAGCCAUGUCAGUGGACGGCCACAAGAGACACAGGUCCACCUCAGAGUCCACUCGUAACUCGACCCCGCCCAGGAUGGAGCUUGUUUCCCGGUCAGUGCGACAGAGCCCCACUCGCAGACCCUUCUCAACUAACUUUGAGGACUCGUUCUACCAGCCCAGACCUCUGUCUGCCAGUAGGGUUAGCUCCGGGCAGAGUGCUCCAGCCUACUUCUUCCUAGGGGGAUCUCCUUAUAACAGUCCCCCGUCACUGCGCGAGAACUCUCCUCUUCAGCUCACUAUGGGCGAAACCAGCCCGCCCUUCUCACAGCCCUUCGAAACACCCCCUGAACUUUCAGAAACUACUAUAAUGGACGAGCACCAGCGAGAAAUGCUGGACGAUUUCCAAGCGACGUUACAGUACACUCAAGCUAUCAGAGAGGCUGCCAACUUACUCGACAAACCCUUCUCACCUACAGACUUCAAGGACAAAAUAAAGUUACAGCAGAAGUUGAUAUUAUGCGAAAAGUCUGAAACUAUGCUUUCGGCUAAUAUACACCAAGCAAAGCAACAACUAUUCGCAAAGACGAUUUCUCCUUCCAAAACUUUCAAAGAGACCUUGUACUCCGUAUACGGCGAGUUCUGUGCGGUCCACACCAUGAAGUGCUGUUUGGAGAAGGAGAUAUCUGCCCUGCCUCCAAACACUGAGGAAAACCCACACUGUCCUGAGGAGAUAUUACUCUCAUUCGCCUUCGAACAGAUAAGAUCAGGAAUACUAGACGAAACGUACGGUCACGUGGGUGAGUGUGUAAAGAGGUACCGACUGAGUCUAGCAAUUAUUCUGGGCCUCCUGUCCGAGGUAAAGUCGGAGAAUGACAGGCACAUCCUGUUGAAGUACGAGAACGGUCUUCAGAUAAGGAUAGAGAACCUCCACGGGAGGAGACGGUUACCUAACAGCACUUAAAGAGGAGCAGAGCAAGCUUCAGAAGCCGAGUAAUUGAAGGACUUAUGAUUGAUAAAAGGAUGCGUGUCUGAUGGAUCAUUGGAGAUUUUAAAGGACCUUGUUUGGGCUGAUAGUGGGGGUUAGAAAAGAAACCUUGGAUUAUUCGCCCUAUUCGAUUGUUACGAGUAUAAUGUUGUGUCCUGUAAUUGUGAUACUUGCAUGCUGUCUCAUUACUUUGACUUCAGGAUCUAGCCCUGAGUUAUAGAACUUGUUCAACUGUUGAGUGUUGAAUGGUAGGAAUAAGUCCCCACAACAGGCGAAUGCGAAUGAUAGGUGCCAAGUGACGGCACAAAAUUCUCGUCAAGGACAAACGUGAUACAUUGCCUUGCGAACACUAAAAACGAUAUAAAAACAUGAUCUAAAUUUUACGUUUUAUAGAAUUGGAAAAUUGUAAAAAAAAGCUAUAUAUUGUAAUGUAUAAUGGCAAGUAUUCUUAUUGAAAAAUGAGAAAAAGGAAUGUUAUUAUUUUAUAUUAAAACCAGUAGUAUUACUAUUAUAACUUAAAGCCAUGCUAUACGGAGGGCGUUGCAAUGUUACAUCCUAAUAACAGUUUUAAAGUGCUACCACCUAUUGUUGGGACACAGUCGUUGCGUAAGUAAGCUUUACUAUAGUACAUCAGCUCAGAUGCUUUAAACUAGAAUUUUAAAAGCACACUUACGCUUUGCCACGCGGUUGUGACACGUGACGAUUGCGCGGCUCAAUAAUGGGUUGUGACACGUGACGAUUGCGCGGCUCAAUAAUGGGUUGUAACACCGUGAUGUCUUGAUAUAAUGUUUUGAUGGUAUGUAAUUGAUAUUUAUUAUUAACGUUGAUGUAACUCUUCAUUUCUUGCAGCUUAAUAACUUUAAUUAGGAAAAUUAGUCGGGGAUUUUAGGCCUGAAAUGUAGGAUUAAGGAGGAGGAGAUUGGUUUUUUUAGUUUUAUGGAAGAUUUCUUACUCGUAAUGAGACAUAGUUAAUUAAUUAAUUAAUCAAUUAGUGAUCAUGUCAGGUGGGAUACUUAUUCCUGUUAACUAAUGCUAAUUUAGCGUGUGCCGGGAUUUGAUUGAUUUUAUUAACGCUUAUAAAUGUUCGUGUGAUGUGUGCCCAUAA